UUCACCAUCACAAACACGCCAGCUUGACUUCACAUAUAGCAUUCCAUCGAAUCUUCUUUUCCGUUGGACUGAGUCGGAAAUCCAUUAUGGAUUCUACUCUCAAGAAAUAUUUUGGAUUUUCGAAUUUUCGGCCGUACCAGAAAGAAAUAGUGGAAAAUAUCCUGCAAGGAAAAGAUUGCGUGGUGGUUAUGGCUACGGGCAGCGGCAAAUCCUUGUGCUAUCAAGUGCCGCCAUUGAUUGCACAGAAAACUGCUGUGGUCGUUAGCCCACUAAUAUCGUUGAUGCAAGAUCAGGUAAUGGCUCUGCAGCAGAGAGGAAUACUGGCUGACCACCUCUCUAGUGCUCAGUCAGAUCCAAAUGUGCAAACGAAAGCUGAAAGUGGUCAGUAUGAUAUUUUGUAUAUGACUCCCGAGAAAGCCUGCCUGCUUCCUGUCAGCUUCUGGGCGAGAUUGCUGGAUUCAGGAGUUUGCCUAUUUGCUGUUGAUGAAGCACAUUGCAUAUCUGAAUGGGGUCAUGAUUUCAGAAUGGAAUAUAAACAAAUGGACAGAUUACGUGAUGUUCUUCUAGAUGUUCCCUUUGUUGCAUUAACUGCAACUGCAACAGAAAAAGUCCGACUUGACAUUGUAAAGUCGUUGAAGAUGCUGUGCCCUUUUGUAACCAUUGGGACAUUCAACCGUGGGAAUCUCUUCUACAGUGCCAAAUCUUUUAAACGGAGCGAUGCUUUUCUAAAUGAGCUUGUCACCGAAAUCAUUGCAUGUGUCAAAGCAGGUUCAACAAUAAUUUACUGUAGUACUGUCAAAGAUGUUGAACAGAUUUGUGCGUCCCUUAAGGAAGCAGGAAUUGAAGCUGGAAUGUACCAUGGCCAAAUGUCUAAAAAAUCACGUGAAGACUGCCAUAGAUCUUUUAUUAGGGAUGAAUUUUAUGUCAUGGUUGCAACUAUAGCUUUUGGCAUGGGCAUCGACAAACCUAAUAUAAGACAUGUAAUUCACUAUGGCUGCCCAAAGAGUUUGGAGUCGUAUUACCAGGAAAGUGGACGUUGUGGUAGAGAUGGAAUUCCCUCCUUCUGCCGUCUUUAUUAUGCAAGAAGUGAUUUUGGAAAGGGAGACUUCUAUUGUUCAGAAGCUCGGACAGAUGAACAAAGAAAAGCAAUAAUGGAAUCAUUCAUAUCUGUGCAACGCUAUUGUAUGCUAACGACUUGCAGAAGAAAGUUUCUGUUGGAAUAUUUUGGGGAGAAGUGCCCAUCAGAUAAAUGCGGAGCUUGUGAUAAUUGCACCAGCUCAAGGAAAGAAAGUGAUAUGUCUAGGAUGGCAUUUCUUCUAAUGGCUUGCAUUCGAUCAUGUGGUGGUUCCUGGGGUCUGAAUUUACCUGUAGAUGUUCUUCGCGGAUCUAGAUCCAAGAAAAUUAUUGACGCUAAUUUCAAUAAGCUACCAUUCCAUGGCCUGGGAAAGGAAAUGCCAGCUAAUUGGUGGAAGGCGUUAGCUUAUCAGUUAAUUUCACAAGAUUAUCUGUUAGAGACCUUCCAAGAUGUGUACAAAACUGUAAGACUUGGACCAAAAGGAGUUCAGUUUUUGAAUUCCUGCAGUCCUGAUCAUAUGCCCCCAUUAUAUCUAACCUUAACCCCAGAACUGGUGGGUGACAACACAACCAAGGAUGCAGUUGAUGAGGCAGGUGGUAGUCUGACCCAGCUUCAAGUUGCUGGUUUAUCAAAGCAUGAGGAUCAGUUCUACAAAAUGCUUGUAGAAGAGAGACUGAAGCUUGCAAGGGACCAUGGAACUGCUCCAUAUGCCAUUUGUGGCGAUCAAACAUUAAGAAGAAUAGCCUUGACAAGACCUUCCACAAGGGCUCGACUGGCAAAUAUUGAUGGUGUAAACCAGUAUUUAUUGAAAACAUAUGGGGACCGUUUGUUACUAGUCAUCCAACAUCUAUCACAAGAGUUGGGCCUCUCUUUGGAUGGAGAGCUCCCGGCAGAACCAACAAAGGUUGCACCGGACAAUAGUGAAAAGAUUGGAGCUGUCACUGUGCACAACAAUAAUAGACUGACACCUGCCAAACUUGAAGCUUGGAAAAUGUGGCAAGAAAAUGGCCUUACAAUCCAGCAAAUUGCCAACCAUCCAGGUAGAGGAGGUCCUAUAAAAGAACAAACUGUCUUCAGCUAUAUUCUUGAAGCUGGACAAGGAGGUUGCUCGGUAGAUUGGGGAAGAUUCUGUCUAGAGAUUGGACUCACACAGGAAAUAUGUAAAAGCGUUCAGGACGCUGUUGCAAAAGUUGGGAAGGGAAAGCUGAAACCUAUAAAGAAUGAAUUGGCUGAUGAGGUAAGUUAUUCUCAGAUAAAAUUAUGGUUGGAGAUGGAAGAGAUGGGAUUAUCGACUGGAAUAACUCCGGCUAGCCAUCAGCAGCAGCAGCAGCAGCAGCAAGAGGAAUCCCUAAAUGAAACAUCAAAGCCCUCUGUCCAGAGUAAACAAUCUCAACCCAAUCUUGAUCAUAUUCCAAGUAGAGAAAGCGAGGAACCAGCAGUAGCUGUUACUGAGGAUGAUCCUACCCGAAUUACAAAACGGCAGAAACUGGAUGUGCAGCAAAUGGAACAGUCUGUUCCCAUGGAGGAGGAGGAGGCGACAGAGAGCUCCAUCCUCGACUGGCUCAGUAAUUUUGAACAAGGGGCUACGGUAUCGGAACUCUUGCAGCAUUUCAAAGGAUCAAAACAAGAGACAUUAAGUAGAGUGCUUGAGCAAAUGGAGGGUGACUUUUUGAUUUUUAAGAAGAACAAUGUUUAUAAACUCAUGUAAUAAAUAAAUAAAUAAAAUGCCUUGUUGAGUCCCUAAACUCUCUCUCUCUCUCUCUCCAAUUAGUGAUUAUGUGUUCAAAGAGUAAAUAAAUGUAUAUUCAAAACAGAAUUAGGUUUUGUUUAUCGAAAUUUGAUUUGGU
Messenger RNA from Andrographis paniculata, 2922 nucleotides. RefSeq lists its product as uncharacterized. Gene Ontology annotation, biological process: DNA replication; double-strand break repair via homologous recombination. Bases 87 to 2783 code for a protein of 898 amino acids. The record is from RefSeq and is a predicted model, not a curated record. The transcript has 20 exons. Gene Ontology annotation, molecular function: ATP binding; 3'-5' DNA helicase activity; four-way junction helicase activity. Gene Ontology annotation, cellular component: nucleus; chromosome; cytoplasm. Lineage: Eukaryota; Viridiplantae; Streptophyta; Magnoliopsida; Lamiales; Acanthaceae.